Molecule: messenger RNA, 1112 nt
Organism: Colletotrichum destructivum
Lineage: Eukaryota; Fungi; Ascomycota; Sordariomycetes; Glomerellales; Glomerellaceae
Exons: 2
Coding region: 340-933 (197 amino acids)
Source: RefSeq, a predicted model, not a curated record
CACCAAUGUCACCCUGCCGCAUCUUCGAUCUGCCAACGGGGUUCUCACGUACUGCCGACUUCACUCACUCACUCACUUACUCACCCACUGUGCGUCGCGGGGACGACGGGAUCCUUCGCAUCUGCCACUUCAUUCUCUUCGCUUUCGGACCUUCCGAGCCUUAGGCAACUCUUAAAUUGCGAAAGACUUCUGCUACAAACUGAACCGAGCUUGUACGGCCUUCGAAGCGGCGUGUUUGGUCCCGUCCUCUCGUUUCUCUCUCUGAUUCCGUCUCUCUGUCGUCUCUCUCCUUUGCCCACUGACGCGUACAUACCAAGAAGGCAUAGCCUUUUCUCCAUCAUGUAUAACAACCGCUCCCACCCGCUCCUCGAGCAGGUCCCCCUGACCGUCUCCCCCUUUAUCUCGCUCCCCGCCGCCACGACGCUCUCAUACAACUACAAGGCCAUGCCCUCGGCCCUGCCACCCUCCGCGACGGGUGUCCCAGCAGCCGUGACGGACGACGCGGCAGCCGCGGCGGGGGGGAACAACGGUGGCGGCGGCGGCGGCGACGGAUCUUCCAACAAUAAGCCCAAAUACGUCAUCUCGCAGUCCGGCCACGCCGCGCACCCAGACGACAUCAUCGCCUCGUGCCGCGCGCUGCAGGCGCACAUCACCAAGAUGCAGGAGGACGCCGAACGCGACCUGCGCGCGCUGGAGACCAGGAUACAGGAGCGCGAGCUCGCCGAGAAGAGGAGGGUCGCGCCCGGGUGGCUGGACAGCGAGGCGCGCAUCCUAGAGCCAGAGAGGGCCGGCGGCGGAGGGUCCGAGGUCGAGGAGGCGGCGGCGGCGGCGGCGGCGAGAGAUACAUCGGCGGUGGCGGGGACGAGCGAGAUGCCGUUGAACGACCAGGGGGCGGAGCUGGACCGCGUGUUUGGAGGUUUGAGCAUGAAAUAGAGCGAGCGCAUGUGGGAGGGGGGGCUGUUUAUCUGUUUAUUGGCAUUCUGCUACUACUGGCGUUGGGCACACUGCGCUAUUUUCCGUUCUGGGACUUAUACAUUCUCCGCGCUUCUCUUACGAUAGAUCGGACUUUACCAGAGCUCUCUUGCUGAUUGAAUCAAUCUUUCUUUUUUCUU